GUCAAGAUUCUUGCAACAUUAUGCGUCAUUAUGAUUUAAGUUGCCUUCAGCACUUUUAUGAUGAUCUCAUUAGCAAUAAGCUCAUAAGCAUCUUCACUAAUUGAAUUAUCUGGAUCCUACUUCUUCCUUGGAUUUUUUUCGCGGUUAAUUCGACUGUCAUCCUCAGUUCAGACAGGCCUCCGAUUCUGUGGUAAUUUCAGUUAUUUCAAUGAGGGGUUGUAACUUUUCAUUGAUGUAACGAAUUCGAAAUUCAUGCCAGCACCUGUAUUUUGGAAUCUGAAGCUGUCUUAUUCUCGCACUGUUGUUAAUCGCUUUCAUCAUUUAGUUUAGGCACAUCUUAUGUACUUAUUCGGACAUUUCAAUAUAUUUGUCACGAGCUUGUAUAAAUCGAUUGAUUCCUUUGCGCUCGUUUAUUGUUUCUAUGCGGUUCCAGCUAUUUGGUAAUGUCCAAUAGUUAAUAGUCUGGCCACUCGACUGCAGUAAUCCCAGUCAGUUUGGUAGACAUUUGUGGACUUGUAUGUUUUGUAAUUUGUGUGUGUUUGUCACAGGGGUCGUAGAGCUUCUGUAUAUCAACAGCUAUCAUAUUGCCUGGUAGGAGGUUUGUUAGUUGCAAUGUGAAAAUAAUAAAGUGAUAAUUUGAGUCAUAAGAGAAGACUAUUGUUAUAAGAGCAAAUAAGUAAGUCAUUUAAUUUGUGUUUCAGGCGGUGUGAGACGUAAGGGAGAAAAUGAGAGAAAUGAAAAUAAGAGAGAUAGGAAGUAUUACUGAUAUCCAACGGAGCUGGUCCAAGAGAGAGAUUCCAACUCACAGGUCAGUUUGUGUUUGUCAAGUAUCCUCUGGAAGCUAUCCACUUAGGGGGCUGCAUUCACUUCGCUCAGGGGAGCAUUUUAAUCGGAAACAACUCUUAAUGAGUAAAUGUGAAAGCGUACCUGCGUGUUUUCUCAAUUUUCAAUCUUUCUAGGAUUAUUUCGAGGAGGGUAGUGGCAAUGUUCGUGUAGAUUCCGUGUUAACCUAACUUAGCGUAUCUAAUAAAUUGUAUACCAUUACCAAACCACCUUUUAUUCCCUUAAACUUCAGGUUAACAAUACAGUCGCUUCGUCAGUCAAACAGGUAUGGCUGUAAUCUCAGAUAUAAGAAAGCCAAAGACGCAUAAAGGGAAAAGAGUCUUAGAGCGAAGAGCUCCUAAAUUAGUAGAGAAUGACAAAUGCACCCUUGUCAUAAAGGGUGGUCAUACAAGUGACGUUGUUAAUACGUUUCUCAAUGAUUUAUGCGCUUUGAAAAAACCACUUGUUUACCGUUUAAAGUGGAAAAAUAGAGUCCUCCCCUUCGAAGAUUUAUCAUUUAUUGAGAAAAUGUGUAAUAAGUUCGACUGCUCAAUGUUUGUCGUUGGGAUGCAUUCCAAGAAAAGACCGCAUAACAUUAUUUUUGGAAGGCUGCAUGAUGGUGAGCUACUAGAUAUGUUUGAACUUGGCAUAAAAAUGUACAAACCGAUAUCGGAUUGUAAAGACAAAACUCUCAUAUAUGGAGCUAAGCCCAUGUUAUUGUUUUCUGGAGAGUUGUUCAACUUAGACACAAAAUAUAUGACUUUAAAAUCUUUGUUAGUAGAUCUUUUCAAGGGCCCAACAGUUGAGAAGAUAAGAACAUUAGGUGUUGAACACCAGUUCCACUUUGUUUUGUCGUCAGACAAGAAUUUAUGUCUUCGCGUCCGGAAAAUUACCCUGUCAACAAAAGGCAAAACCAACUCAACUGAACUCAAUGUUCCACCUCUAAAGACUCCAGAUGGUAAAGUAGUUCAGAUUACACUUGAAGAUGCUACCCCAAGUGCUGACUUUGAUCUACGACGAGUAUCUUUGCCGUCCGAGGACAAAUGGAAACGAGCUCAUCGUGUACCCCCUGAAGUUAUGAAAGGUGACAAAACGCCUAAAAAUAAAUCUGUCGAUGUUUUCGGUAGCCGAAUAGGACGAGUUCAUGUUGGCAAGUCUUCUGAACUAGAGAAUUUACGACCUGGAUCUACCAUCCGAACUGCUCUGACCGGGCAUCGAAAACGUGGUUUUGAACGAAUAAAAUCGGGUGUUAGCAAAUCUAAAAAAACAUCAGUUCCUAGUGACCUUAGCGUUAGCAAACGGCGUAAACUGUUUACUGAUGCUUAACCAAAUACACACUUUUGCUCUC
Messenger RNA from Schistosoma intercalatum, 2170 nucleotides. NCBI's taxonomy places the organism in Eukaryota, Metazoa, Platyhelminthes, Trematoda, Strigeidida, Schistosomatidae. The record is from the annotation of a GenBank genome assembly.